Molecule: messenger RNA, 678 nt
Organism: Dromiciops gliroides (monito del monte)
Lineage: Eukaryota; Metazoa; Chordata; Mammalia; Microbiotheria; Microbiotheriidae
Gene: TMEM225B
Product: transmembrane protein 225B
Exons: 4
Coding region: 1-678 (225 amino acids)
Biological process (GO): negative regulation of phosphatase activity
Source: RefSeq, a predicted model, not a curated record
AUGGCAGUCAUCCUCACCACCCUGAGCUGGGUCAUCAUGCUUGUGAUCUGCAUUCACCCCAGGUGGGUCACCCUAAAACAUUCCCGAAGGGAACCAUGGAACAACAUAACCUUGAGCUUUGCUCUCUGGGACAACUGUUUCCAGUGCUUGGUUCCCAAUAAACUGUCAGUUUACCUCUUCAUCUCUCGAGGGAUCAUGUUCCUGAACCUGGUCUUCACCUCCCUCCUAAUUCUCUCCAUGUUGUGCUCCUUUCGAAGAAUAUUCAGUCGUAUCUCCAAGCUGGACUUCAUCUUCUCUAUGGCAAACUACGUCUCAGGAUUGGCCUUGUUCCUGUGCGUCACGUUGUUCGGGCUGCAGGUGCUGGAAAUCUUCAGCGAGGAAGGGCGGAUGUUCCACCUGCAGUGGCCCUUUUACAUGUCAGCCUUUGGGAUCUCCAGCUUCAUCAUGGCUGGAACCAUCUGUCUCAACACUCAGAAAUAUUCCUGGAACAUAUCCUACCUCUCUCCUAACAUGCUGCUCAAUGGAGUCGAUAAGUCAAAGAAACAUAAGGUAUAUGGAAACCUGUGGCAGCAAAAGUCCUCUUCCACCAUCCCUCGGGAGAUGACCGGCUCUUCCAUAGCCGUCACCCAGGAGACAUCCAUCACUGCCAUUCUCCACUCAGAAGUCUUGGCCAAAUGA